AUGAAGAUGGUGGCACCGAACGCUUUACGAAACCGUCGUUACAGCGUCUCAGUGGAUCGCUGGUCGUUUUGCCUAUCACGGAUGGAGUGCCGCCCACCCAAAAUUUUUAUCAAACAGAUGCAUAGUUAAUAUCACAUCGGCCACUCCACAACAAGAUCAACGUCACUGCAUUUACCUAGAUCCUUGAUACAAUCUUCCCUACGCUGCCUGAUGGCUGUUUGCCACCACCACCUGGGAUCUUCGCCGUUGCUAUGUUCAUCAAAUGCUCCUCGAGUUUCGCCUUCCUGGUCUUUUUGGGCCGGAACUGCCGGAACCUGCAAAAUGCAUUUGGACGUUAGAUGCUGUAGCAAGGAACAAUUGAUGAUCACCUUUCUAUACAGUAGAUGGACACUUUCAAGUUCAACCUUCAAACGAUUGCAAGGUCCAAUUGUCAGGGCGGUAUCAGGACGUAUCAAUACAAUUUCAGAUAUAAGAACGUCAUUGUCAUGAGGUGCUGCACCUAUGCCAUGUCCAUAGCCUCGUUGAAGGCUUUCCCCCACUAUGAGCACCUGAGCCAGUCGUGCAUGGACUCCUCAAGCAUUUCAAGCUCGUGGACUUGGCCAAAGUCCCCUCAGAGUCAGAAACCCCCUCGCUUCAACCAUUUGUCACCAAUCUCAUCACCUCCCACGCCCCCGACAUUCUUUUCACGAAAUUGGUCCAUCAUCAGUCUUGCGUUGCUGGCAACAUGCACCUUCGUUUGGACCGCGUUCUUCGCCCACGCAUCUACCGAUUUGUCACGGUCGAUAACCCACUUCCAUGGAGGAAGAGAAAUCGCAGGGGAGCCUGACCCUCCUCUCAUCCGGCUAAGGUCGCCUUCGAUGACGAUCUUGUUGUUGCAGAUCAGCACGUCAGUAACGACGCUUCUCCUGGGAGAGCUGGCGAUCGCAUGCUAUGAAAGGGUAAGGUGGCAGAGGGCGUCGUCCCCGUCCGGCAUAUCAGGUGGUACUUUACUGGGACUAUCUAGGGCAACAAGCAUUAUCGGAGUCGCUUUGUUGUCCACGAAAGCAAAGGUUUCUUGGUCUACACGACUAUGGUGCCUGAAACGAAUGUUCACCUAUAUUGUUGUGUCAUUCGUUGGGGUCGUCUUUCUCUUCGAUAUCAGCUUCGUUACUUUCUUCCCGGUCACCAUCGACAUGGCUACCACGACAACUACCGGUUGGGGAGAAUUUAACAGCAGUCUCUUCCAAUAUAACCCCCUUGGCUUCCAAGGAUUCCUGACCAAUCCCCGACAAACCUUCCCGAUUGAAGCUACCGAAGAGCGAUGCCACGUGAGUGUUGACUCUGUUGCCUCCUUGGCAAACUGCUCGUCCUACGCCAUCGUCACCAGCGUGGACUAUCUCGACGCCGACGGACAGGCUGGAUAUGGUCUUGGUUCACAGAACUGGUUUAGUGAGGAUCAGGAUAAUGACGGACGGACAGGUUAUAUGCCAAUGAUCGAGACACCAUGGAUUGUGUCGUUUUAUCCCGACGCGUACGGACAUCACUUCAAUAGCGGUGAAUGCCAGGCAUGGAUAGCGCCCUACUAUUAUUCCGAGCCGGGGGUAAACGACGUCGCGUUGCGCAUCUGCUUGAGCACGUUGGAUAACGGAGCGCGUGAUGAUUCCACCACGAUUUUGGCUCAGAUCGCCGUGUGUGGCGGAGUCGACGGUAACAUCGCGACCGGCGAUUGUCACGCUGCGCUUGAUGAUCCUUCGUACACCGGUUUGGGUUUUCACGGUGCUUCGGAAGCCGUCAUGGCCAACCCGCCUUUGAAUCUUUCCAUGACUGUGACUAAACGGACCGCGUCUCCCGUCUACGAUUUGAAGAAUGGCUCUGUCAUGGAUAUCGAGAUACCUUAUUAUCAACACCCAGGAUUGAUGGAUCUCACACCUAAUAGCUCGUGGGCGCCAGUUCCCGCAGACCGCGACGCCCCGCUUCCUGCUUCUAUUGAUGUAGAUGCUUUUCGAAACUUCACAUUUUCGAUAUACGACGGAGCAUACGGAAAUGUAUCCGACGUUUUCUCCGUCCCGAAUGCUAUGAUAAACACGAUGGUCCGUCUCAUAAGCACCAGCAACUCGCUAUUUGCAUACGAGCACGCCAAAGACCUCCUAGCCUACACUCUUCGUUCAGGAUCCAACCUUCCCGCAUCGGCGCCUUUAAAUUUCACCCGCGGGUUUGCAUGUUAUACCCGAGAUCGACUACAGCUAUCGCAGACCUCAUGGAUCCUGUUCAUGGUCCUCGGCGGCUCCGUCCUGCUUAGUUGUUACGUCCUCAUUGUCCUCACCUCCAUGUGGAACCAGACCAGCUACACGACAUACUUCCCCGAAGUGGAUUUCGCCGCUGGAUUUGUGGGUGGCGGCGGCGAUCACCACCAGGCGGACGUUGUCUCGCGGCUACAACACGUCAGUUCGGGAGUGGUGGAUAGCAUGGCGUCUACGACUUUUCGGAUCGUGAGUGGGCGGCGGGAAUGAGCUGGAUAAAGGUUCUUACAUCAAAGUUCGGGACAUUCGUUCGGUUGCCAAGCGAGUUUGUGUUUGACGACAAGAGUUGGGACGGACAUUUAGAGUGAUCGGUUGUCCCC
This is a messenger RNA of Desarmillaria tabescens, 2599 nucleotides long. RefSeq lists its product as uncharacterized. The transcript has 5 exons. Lineage: Eukaryota; Fungi; Basidiomycota; Agaricomycetes; Agaricales; Physalacriaceae. The record is from RefSeq and is a predicted model, not a curated record. Bases 384 to 2489 code for a protein of 701 amino acids.